AUGGGGUGUAAACCGUCUACCCUAGGGCCUCACCGCCGCGAGAGCUCUCAUGUUGCUGCUGCAGCAGCAGAGCAGCAAGAAGCAGCAGCAGCAGCUUCAUCAGCAGCAGCAGCAGCAGGAGAUCAUGGAGAAGAGGAUUCAUUUACAGCUCCCAUAUCAUCUGCAGCAGCAGCAGCAGCUGACCCCGACCCAGUAGUCGAUACAAUAAACAACAACAACAGCAGCAGCAGCAGCAGCAGCAGCAAGAAGGGUCCCAAUCUACGUCUGCGUCUAUCUUCUCUCAAGCCAGACAUGAAGACGUUUGCUUCGCCGCGGGAUACCAUCUCUCUAGGCUACAAUAAACUAAAGAGGGGGGCCUCCAGCCUGCGCGCUGCCCUAACCCCCCGCACAGCUACACCGGGUGGGGGGGGGAGCCCAAGAGAAGAAGGGGGCCCCCUCGAUGCCCCUGGGGGCCCCCACUGCAUCGCCAGCGAUGCAAUCAAAGAAGCAGACAACGCCGCUUGUUUAGAUAUUGCUGAGACUAAGAGCCAGGCUGUAUUGGGACCUAUGUAUACAGCACCACCAGCAGCAGCAGCAGCAGCAGCAGCAGCAGCAGCAGCAGCAGCAGCAGCAGAAGGAGCAGCAGCAGCAGCAGGAGGAGGAGGGUUUAUAGAAGAUAUGAGUAUGGGGGGGGGAGAGGAUGGGGGAGCUAGAGAAAGAUGUAGCAGUGCUGCAGCAGCAGCAGCAGCAGCAGCAGCAGCAGGAGCAGCAGGACAUACAGAAAUAAUAAACAAAGAAACACCAACACUGCAGCAGCUGCGAGCUCUAUGGAUAUUAAUUAAAAUAAAUUCUGCUGCUUCGCCUGCUGCUGCUAUGCAGUGGCUCCAUGACUUAGAGGUCCUUCUCGUUACACUUGACCCCACUGAAAAACAACAACCCGUAAGAAAUAUCCUGCUGCUGCUGCUGCUGCUGCUGCUGCUGCUGCUGCUGCUGCUGCUGCUGAUGGUGGUGGUGGUGCUGCUGCUGAUGGUGGUGGUGCUGCUGCUGAUGGUGGUGGUGCUGCUGCUGAUGGUGGUGGUGCUGCUGAUGGUGGUGGUGCUGCUGAUGGUAGUGGUGCUGAUGGUGAUAGUGAUGGGGCUAGAAGUAACCGCCAAAGUACUAAAACGAUAUUACGCAAAAGCAAAGAAGCUGCUGCGAGAGAUACAGCUGAUGCAGGUGAUGCCUGAUGAGGAGCAGCAGCAGCAGCAGCAGCAGCAGCAGGAGCAGCAGCAGCGGCAGCAGCAGCAGCAAGAGAUAGAAGACCAUCAGCAAGAAUUACUUAGAUGGGCAGAAAAUAACGAAAACAAUACACCUGCCCAUACACCCCAAUCAGGUGUAUGUUUAGGCAUCCCCUCAUCGACUCAGCAGCAGCAGAUAUACAGAGGAGAGGUGGUGCAGCAACCAGCAGCAGCAGCAGCAGCAGCAGGAGCAGCAGCAGGAGCAGCAGCAGCAGCAGCAGAGAACCAGCAGCAAACACAAGGAACCGGCGAAGCUACAACAACAACACCAGCAGCAGCAGAUGCAGCAGCAGCACCAGGAGCAGCAGAAGGUGAGCAGCAGGGCUCAGCAGCAGCAGCAGCACCUCGUUCAGCAGCAACAGAAGAAACAACACCAGCAGCAGCAGCAGCACCAGCAGCAGCAGCAGCAGCAGCAGCAGCAGGAACACCAAGACUUAUCCCCGUGUAUACUUCGCAUGAGGCAGGCACAAGGCCCCCCGGCAGCGGCCAGAUAGCAGCACUGCGUCGCGCAUGCAGCAGGCUGCAGCAGCAGCUGCCUUUGCUGCUGCAGCAGAAGCUAGGAGGAGGAGCAGCAGCAGCAGCAGCACAAGAAGCAACACAAGUAACGCAGCAGCAGCACGAUGCUGCUGUGCUAGAAUUGAAACUGCUGGUAGACGUUGGUUGA
Eimeria mitis is the source of this 1920-nucleotide messenger RNA. RefSeq lists its product as uncharacterized. The transcript is spliced from 3 exons. Gene Ontology annotation, biological process: regulation of transcription by RNA polymerase II. The coding region runs from base 1 to 1920 and encodes 639 amino acids. Lineage: Eukaryota; Apicomplexa; Conoidasida; Eucoccidiorida; Eimeriidae. The record is from RefSeq and is a predicted model, not a curated record. Gene Ontology annotation, cellular component: nucleus. Gene Ontology annotation, molecular function: transcription cis-regulatory region binding.